GCGCGGCGCCGCUGCUGCUCUCGCCGUGGCCGCCGCUCCGGGCCGUCGCCACCGCCGCCCCGGCGAUGAGGAAACGCAACGAAUCGGUUACGGUGGAGCAUGAGCGCGGUGCUGCUGCCGCCGCCGCUGCCGCGCCGCUCGACAAGGGCUGCAACCUGAGGCACAGCCUGCGCCUGCCCGCCGCUGCCGGCGACACGGGCAUGAAGCGACCGCUGGGCAGGCGAUAUGGAUUAUGGUUCCGACUGCGGAAGUUAAUAAUCUGGCUGCUGGGAAUGUACAUUGCUAUUCCAUUUCUAGUAAAACUCUGCCCUGCUAUUCAGGCAAAGCUGGUCUUCCUAAACUUUGUGAGGGUCCCAUAUUUCAUUGACUUGAAAAGACCACAGGAUCAAGGUUUAAACCACACCUGUAAUUAUUACCUGCAGCCAGAGGAGGAUGUAACCAUCGGAGUCUGGCACACAGUCCCUGCAGCAUUAUGGAAGAAUGCCCGAGGGAAGGACCAGUUGUGGUUCGAAGAUGCUUUGGGAUCUAGUCACCCUGUAAUCCUCUACUUGCAUGGGAAUGCGGGAACAAGAGGAGGGGAUCACCGUGUGGAGCUUUACAAGGUUCUCAGCUCGCUUGGGUACCACGUGGUGACGUUUGAUUAUCGAGGCUGGGGCGAUUCAGUAGGCAGCCCGUCAGAGAGGGGGAUGACCUAUGAUGCCCUUCACGUCUUCGACUGGAUCAAAGCAAGAAGUGGGGACAACCCAGUCUACAUAUGGGGACACUCCUUGGGCACAGGGGUUGCAACAAACCUAGUGAGGCGCCUCUGCGAGAGAGAAACACCCCCGGAUGCCCUGAUCCUGGAAUCUCCUUUCACCAACAUACGGGAGGAGGCACGAAGUCAUCCCUUUUCUGUGAUAUACAGAUACUUCCCUGGGUUUGACUGGUUCUUCCUUGACCCCAUCACGACAAGUGGAAUUAAGUUUGCAAACGAUGAGAACGUGAAAUACAUUUCCUGCUCCCUGCUCAUCCUUCAUGCUGAGGAUGACCCCGUGGUACCAUUUCAUCUGGGAAAGAAGCUUUACAACAUCGCUGCAACAUCACGGAGUUUCCGGGACUACAAGGUGCAGUUUGUGCCGUUCCACACAGACCUCGGCUACCGGCACAAGUACAUCUACAGGAGUCCAGAGCUACCUCGAAUACUGCGGGAAUUCCUGGGAAAAUCUGAACAAGAGCAUCAUCACUGAACACCAGCUGCUUGGCAGCACAGAGAUUUUCCUUUCUUCCUUUCCUCUCCCUCCUUUUCCUUCCCCUCCCUGUGGGUCAGUCUGCCAUUCCUCCAUCCCUGGCACUAGAGGAGCUCAGGGAUUCCGACUCCGGUCCUGCUGUGUACCCUUGGCAACUCCAGCCCCUGGCAUCACAGAAGGAGAAAGAAGUUGUUGGUCUGUUUUCUAACAUGGAUGUGGAGGGCUGAUACCAGCCAGUAUCAAGCCAUGAAGAACAGAAGCACAAGGAAGCCUGGCCAGUGCAGCCUGGUACUGCUGGGGACAGACAUUCCUCAGACCUGUGUGUCAUGACCAAGGGUGUUUCACCUUUAAACACUGCUGCUGGUUUGAAUCCUGUAGAGACUCAUUUGUAGCGAAUGGCUUUUGCCGUGUCUCCAGACUGCAGUUGUCUUGCUUGAGUUUGAGGUGUUUUCUUUCUAGGAAAUACAUGUUUUGCCUUUCCUUUUUGCUAAGUGGCUGGAAUUACAAAGAUGGAAGGUCCAGGUGCUGAGAAGGGGUUUAUUUAGCUCCUCAGUAACAAGGUGUUGCAAGUGUUGAGCUCAUUGCACACGUUUGGAAAUAGAAGGGAAGAUGGGGGUUUUUGUUCUUCCUUUUCAAACAUCUGUUUAAUGGGAAGGUUGAUGCCCUUUCAUCUUCUGUGCCCUCUUCCUUCCAGACACCAUUUCUGCUCCCAUCCCUGCUGUGGUCUCUGGAGCUCUUCUUUCUCACACACGCUUAUUAGGACUGAAGCUAUUUAUGUAGAUAAAUUGCAGAUUUGGCAGUUUAAGCUGGAAAGCCUGAGAGAACUUUUUUGCUUGAUCUCCCAUGUCCAUGAACAGCAGGAGCCCAGGAUGUGGGAAUGGAUGUCUUCUCCCUGUUGGCACGCAGGCUACCUUUUAACUAACUGAAGGUCAGGUAUUCCUAUUCUGGUGGCUGCACUGUUCUGCUGUGGUUCUAAAACAGGCAGUGGUACACAGCUCUUGAUGCAAAAGUAACAGUCUGGGUAUCCCUCCCCUUCUCUCCCUUCACCUAUCUCCUGUGCUCUGGGCAUCCCAGGCACUUCCAGUAGCACUUCUUAGCCCAUCUCAUGGCCAUGGUCAGAGCAUAUUGUCCAGGAGGCAGAAGUGGAGAUGAACUUCUCCCACAGAAAGAGGUUCUGAGGGUGGCCUUACCCUUCCUGGGGCUAGAACAGGGCCUGGUUGCUCCCACUGGUCAGUCCAUAUAGACAAUGCGAGGUGCUGUAGGUUUAGUCCCUCAUGCUCAGUGAAUUGUGCUGCCUGAAGGGUCUGCUCAGGGGUGUUAUCACUGUAGUAUAAACUGCCCAGCAUGCAUCCAGGUUCUACCUGCAGGCUUACACUAGUGACAAAGCAGACAGUAGCUUGUUCUUGUACUGAGAUUCUUCCGCCAUAGCGUGGUUGUCCCUGAGGUUCCUGACCCAUAAUACUCAAAAGCUAACUGCCACUUGGACCAUGGGUGAUGCCCUUGUAUUUAUUGCACUGACAGGAGGGAAACACUGACUUGGCUCUGGACAGGGCCGUGCACAUUCCAGCUCGUGCUGCUGCUGGCGGCUGGCCUGGGGCAGAGCCUGGCUGCCUUCUUCCCAUGGGAUGGAGCUGAGGGUCCAGCAGUGCUGGUGGUGGCGAUGCCAGCACCACCAUUCCCAGCAGGAGGCCAGUGAGAUGCUUGGAAAUUGACAGUGAAAUGUUUAUCUACAAGUGGUGUAGUUUUAAUAAAGGCAUUGACUGCUGAUCACUUCA
Melopsittacus undulatus (budgerigar) is the source of this 3001-nucleotide messenger RNA. It is a transcript of the gene ABHD12, whose product is annotated as abhydrolase domain containing 12, lysophospholipase. Gene Ontology annotation, molecular function: phosphatidylcholine lysophospholipase A1 activity; monoacylglycerol lipase activity. NCBI's taxonomy places the organism in Eukaryota, Metazoa, Chordata, Aves, Psittaciformes, Psittaculidae. The coding region runs from base 66 to 1226 and encodes 386 amino acids. The transcript has 13 exons. Gene Ontology annotation, cellular component: endoplasmic reticulum membrane. The record is from RefSeq and is a predicted model, not a curated record. Gene Ontology annotation, biological process: phosphatidylserine catabolic process; monoacylglycerol catabolic process.